Messenger RNA from Marmota flaviventris (yellow-bellied marmot), 2282 nucleotides. RefSeq names its product poly(rC) binding protein 3 (gene Pcbp3). The record is from RefSeq and is a predicted model, not a curated record. NCBI's taxonomy places the organism in Eukaryota, Metazoa, Chordata, Mammalia, Rodentia, Sciuridae. Gene Ontology annotation, molecular function: RNA binding.
GCCGCCGCCUCAGCCCUGAGGAGCCUUCACCCUCGGCGCCUGGGUGGCCGCUCGGUCUCCACAGGCUCCGCGCCAAGCGAGGUCCUCUGCUUCAGCCCUGCCCGGCCGCCGCGUCCGCUCCGCCCGAUCUCCGCCGCUGGCCCGUGGCUUCGCCGCCCGCCGCGGGACAGGUGCUCAGAGCUGUGGAGGAAGCCCCUGCUCUGCCUUCCCUGCUGUGGCUGCUGCUCCUGACUGCAGAGCUCUCCUGGAACUGGGGAAGGGGAUGGGAGCAGGGUAGGCGGGCACUGACAAGCCAGCCCUCUGCAGAUUCCCCGUUCUGGAGAUGAUGCUCUGAGCCCAGUGCACCUGGCAUUCACAUCUAUGGACCUGCCCUGAACCGUAGAGCCUGCCUAUGGGGGAAGAUACCUGAUUUUUCCAGCCCCAUUUGUUGAAAAGACUGUCCUCUCCCCAUCAAAUGUUCUUGGCACUCCUGUCCAAAGUAUUUGGCCACACAUGUAAAGGUGACGCCAUCUGGACCCCAUCCAUCCUUCUUCACAGCACCCUCAGUACCUUAAGCCAUCACCCCCAUCCACAUUUUGGGAGAAAGAUGGAGUCCAAGGUCUCUGAAGGUGGCCUGAAUGUGACCCUAACAAUUCGCCUGCUGAUGCAUGGAAAGGAAGUCGGAAGCAUCAUUGGGAAGAAAGGGGAGACUGUGAAGAAGAUGCGUGAAGAGAGUGGUGCCAGGAUCAACAUCUCAGAGGGAAACUGCCCGGAGAGGAUUGUGACCAUCACAGGCCCAACGGACGCCAUCUUCAAGGCCUUUGCCAUGAUUGCGUACAAGUUUGAGGAGGACAUCAUCAACUCCAUGAGCAACAGCCCUGCUACCAGCAAGCCCCCAGUGACGCUGAGGCUGGUGGUCCCAGCCAGCCAGUGCGGGUCCCUAAUUGGCAAAGGCGGCUCCAAGAUCAAGGAGAUAAGGGAGUCCACAGGUGCCCAAGUCCAGGUGGCCGGGGACAUGCUGCCCAACUCCACGGAGCGGGCAGUGACCAUUUCAGGGACGCCAGAUGCCAUUAUACAGUGCGUCAAGCAGAUCUGUGUGGUCAUGCUGGAGUCCCCACCGAAAGGUGCCACCAUUCCCUACCGCCCAAAGCCCGCCUCCACCCCUGUCAUUUUUGCAGGUGGUCAGGCCUACACGAUCCAGGGACAGUACGCCAUCCCCCACCCAGAUCAGCUGACCAAGCUCCACCAGUUGGCCAUGCAGCAAACCCCCUUUCCUCCCCUCGGACAGACCAACCCCGCUUUCCCCGGAGAAAAGCUGCCUUUACACUCCUCCGAAGAAGCUCAAAAUCUGAUGGGCCAGUCGUCAGGUCUGGACGCCAGUCCCCCGGCCAGCACUCACGAGCUCACCAUUCCCAAUGAUCUAAUAGGCUGCAUCAUUGGACGCCAAGGGACCAAAAUCAAUGAAAUUCGACAGAUGUCUGGAGCUCAGAUCAAAAUCGCUAAUGCCACUGAAGGGUCAUCGGAGCGUCAAAUCACCAUCACGGGAACCCCGGCCAACAUCAGCCUUGCCCAGUAUCUCAUCAAUGCCAGGCUGACGUCCGAGGUCACCGGGAUGGGCGCGCUCUAAUCCUACCCAGGCCACUCUGUGCACCUGACCGCUGGAGCCCACGGCCUCACCGGCUGGCGCACUCUGUACAAACCGCCUGCCCUUCCUCGCAGAUACAAGUAGUUUUCUUACGUACCGACGGUCCAUGCAGUAGACACCAGCCCCGAGCCGUCUGCACUCCAGGCUCGGCCGCCCGCCCCCUUUGGUAGUUGGAGCCUGUCUCCAUGCAUUGGCAUGCACUGCUAAGUAUUGUAACGCUUCGGGGAACUCCCAUCCGUGACAUUGUAGAGAAUUGUCCCUCAGUGUCCGUGUGACUGUCCAAGAUUUGGUUUGACGCUUUGACACACUUCCUGUGACCUGCUGUCCCUGUGCUCAAGGUCCCUGCGCUCUCUCCCCUGUGCCCAGUUUCCCCUCAGAGCCACGCUGCCUUGGCUCACAUUCCCACCCAGGCCAUGUGCUGGAAUCUGGGCCGCCUUUCCUGCAGCCUCUGGGGACGCCCAGGAGAGGGGGGGCUUGGGGGACGACCAAGGAAUGGGGCCGAGUGGCAGAGGGUGUGGGGCCCAGCUCCACAGGGAUGUCCCCUGGGGGAGGCACUUGUGGGCCCCAGGCGUCUUCCGGGGUGACUGGAGAGUGCAGCCUCUCCAGAAAGCCCCUGUGCACUGUUGGAGUUUAAUAAACGUUGUGCGCCUCCCCCAUC